AUGGCUCCUUUUCCCGACGAGGUGGAUGUUUUCACUGGCCCACACUGGCGAAUGAAACAGUUGGUGGGACUUUACUGCGAGAAGGUCUGUAUGAAGGAAUAUGAAUUUGCCCAAUUAACGUUAGCUAUGUAGCUAGCUAGCAUGCUGCCUGACAUUUGUUACGCAGUGGUUAGCUAGCUAGUCUGAGUAAUGGGUGUGUUUUUGGCAUAGUUGUUAUGUCCGUCGCUGGCUAACUACCUAGUUGGGGUAUGUCUCAACCAGCAUCUUAGCCGUCUAGCAAGGUAACGUUAAUCACAUGAUACUUUAGCCAACUUGGAUAGCAAACAGUUCUAGCUAGUUAGUUACGUGGAUUGACCAGUCUGAAGUUUGCGAGCCACUUUGUUGUUAUGCAACACGUUAUGCUAGCUAGCAGGGUUGGAGGGUACCUUCUAAUGAAAUGUAAUCCGUUACUGUUAGUUACUGACGUUAGUUAACGUUACCUGUCCAAAAUUGUAACCAGUAACGUCAUUUUUGGAUUACCCAAACUCAGAAACUUAAUAUGAUUACUUUCCCCGUAAGAGGCAUUAGAAGAAGACUAAAAGGAUCCAUCAAACGCAUUUAGUGUGGAGUGUGGUCUAAAUUGUGGUGAGACUCGCUCAGGUGGAACAAACGAUACAUUAGCGCUUUUUUUCAAUGGUGAUUUUAAUGUAAACAGAAAGGUGUCAUAAUGUAUUUUUUCUCACACAUCAUUUCUGAAUUUAAAAGUAAUCCAAUAAGUAAUUAUUUCGUUUUUCUAAAGUAUCUAAUCUGAUUACAAUAUUUUUGUUGUAAUGUAACUGAUUACAGUUCGUUUGUUUGUGAUUACUUUACUCCCAAUGAUGUAUUUAACCCCUGGAUUGCAUAUAAACCCUGGAUUGCUAAUGCUAUGUGUUGGCCAGUGAGAGGCUUUGGAAGCCACCUGUCGGCCAUAUUGGCACUCCCCAGGAGCAGUCCUCCAUAGGAAUGAAUGGAAUUCUACAGUAUUUCAAUUCAAUGUUUCAAGGGCAAAGUUACAUGUAUAUAGUGGGGACAGUAACAUAACUUUCAAAAAAUUAUACUUUAGGGAAAAUGUUUGUAUAUAUUGUCUCUCUUAUUUUUAUGUUUAACUCACAAUAUGAUUUAUUUAGUAUUUAUAAAAAACUAUGCAUCUGUAAUAGAAUACAUAUGACAACAACAAAUGUAGACAUUAAUAAAUGCAUUUCUAUAGCUUUCAAAAAAAAAAUACACUGGUGCCAAGAUGGAGGCGUGGUGCUUUCAAAACAGCGCCCUCUGUUAGUCAUCUAGCGUAUAUAUAAAUUAUUGGUUCUCCCCAACUCUGCUAGCCAGCUACUACGCAGUACAGUGGCUAACUAACUAUAUUGUUUCCCCAGAUUUUACCUAAUGUCACAUAACUUGGCAUGAGCAAAACACUGUCAAAUUGGUGCACAACUUAAUUAAUGCGAACAGCAGAAUGAACAACGAUCCUUCCUCACCGACCUGUCAAAAGAAUGAGGAGAUGGCUGCCAUUUUUACGGGCUCUUAACCAAUUGUACUAUUUUGUGUGUUUUUUCACGUUAUUUGUAACUAACUUAUUUUGUACAUAAUGUUUCUGCCACUAUCCCUUAUGACUGAAAGUAGCUUCUGGAUAUCAGGACAGCGAUUACUCACCUCGUACUGGAUGAAGAUUUUUUUCUUUAACGAGUUGGACGCAAAGGAUUUCCCCGUCAUUUGCAUGAGAAAGAGACAGAGAUAUCAGGGACGUAGGUUGGGGUGCCUUGUAAGGAUCUGAUGGCGAGUGGGUAAUCUGCCUCUACCAUCAGUCCUAUUAGCCAACGUACAAUCAUUGGAUAACAAAAUAGACAAACUACGAUCACGGAUAUCCUACCAACGGGACAUUAAACUGUAAUAUCUUAUCUUUCACCGAGUCGUGGCUGAACGACGACAUGGAUAACAUCCAGAUGCCGGGAUAUACACUGCAUCGGCAAGAUAGAACAGCUGCCUCCGGUAAGACAAGGGGUGACGGUCUGUGUAUAUUACUAAACAACAGCUGCUGCACGAAAUCUAAUAUUAAGGAAGUCUCGAGGUUUUGCUCGCUUGAGGUAGAGUAUCUCAUGAUAAGCUGUAGACCACACUAUUUACCAAGAGUUUUCAUUUAUAUUUUUCGUAGCUGUCUAUUUACCACCACAAACCGAUGCUGGCGCUAAGAUCGCACUCAAUGAGCUGUAUAAGGCCAUAAGCAAAAAGGAAAACGCUCAUCCAGAGGCGGCACUCCUAGUGGCCGGGUACUUUAAUGCAGGGAAACUUAAAUAAGUUUUACCUCAUUUCUACCAGCAUGUUAAAUAUGCAACCAGGGGGGAAAAAAACUCUAGACCACCUUUACUCCACACACAGAGACGUGUACAAAGCUGUCCCUCGCCCUCCAUUUGGCAAAUCUGACCAUAACUCUAUCCUCCUGAUUCCUGCUUACAAGCAAAAACUAAAGCAGGAAGCACCAGUGACUCGGUCAAUAAAGAAGUGGUCAGAUGAAGCAGAUGCUAAGCUACAGGACUGUUUUGCUAGCACAGACUGGAAUAUGUUCCGGGAUUCUUCCGAUGGCAUUGAGGAGUAUACCACAUCAGUCACUGGCUUCAUCAAUAAGUGCAUCGACGACGUCGUCUCCACUGUGACCAUACGUACAUACCCCAACCAGAAGCCAUGGAUUACAGGCAACAUCCACACUGAGCUAAAGGGUAGAGCUGCCGCUUUCAAGGAGCGGGACUCUAACCUGGACGCUUAUAAGAAAUCCAGCUAUGCCUUCCGACGAACCAUCAAACAGGCAAAGCGUCAAUACAGGACUAAGAUUGAAUCGUACUACAUCGGCUCCGACGCUCGUCGGAUGUGGCAGGGCUUGCAAACUAUUACAGACUACAAAGGGAAGCACAGCCGUGAGCUGCCCAGUGACACGAGCCUACCAGACGAGCUAAAUUACUUUUAUGCUCGCUUCGAGGCAAGCAACACUGAAGCAUGCAUGAGAGCAUCAGCUGUUCUGGACGACUAUGUGAUCACAGAUGUAACACCUUUAGACAGGUCAACAUUCACAUGGCCGCAGGGCCAGAUGGAUUACCAGGACGUGUACUCCGAGCAUGCGCUGGCCAUCUGGCAAGUGUCUUCACUGACAUUUUCAACCUGUCCCUGACUGAGUCUGUAAUACCAACAUGUUUCAAGCAGACCAUCAUAGUCCCUGUGCCCAAGAACACUAAGGUAACCUGCCUAAAUGACUACUGACCCGUAGCACUCACGUCUGUAGCCAUGAAGUGCUUUGAAAGGCUGGUCAUGAUUCCCAUUAUCCCAUAUACCCUAGACCCACUCCAAUUUGCAUACCGCCCCAACAGAUCCACAGAUGAUGCAAUCUAUAUUGCACUCCACACUGCCCUUUCCCACCUGUACAAAAGGAACACCUAUGUGAGAAUGCUAUUAAAGGACUACAGCUCAGCGCUCAACACCAUAGUGCCCACAAAGCUCAUCACUAAGCUAAGGACCCUGGGACUAAAAACCCUCCUCUGCAACUGGAUCCUGGACUUCCUGAUGGGCAGCCCCCAGGUGGUAAGGAUAGGUAACAACACAUUUACCACGCUGAUCCUCAACAUGGGGGCCCCUCAGGGGUGUGUGCUCAGUCCCCUCCUGUACUCCCUGUUCACCCAUGACUGCAUGGCCAGGCAUGUCUCCAACACCAUCAUUAAGUUUGCCGACGACACAACAGUGUUAGGCCUGAUCACCGACAACGAUGAGACAGCCUAUAGGGAGGAGGUCAGAGAUCUGGCCGUGUGGUGCCAGGAUAACAACCUCUACCUCAACGUGAUCAAGACAAAGGAGAUGAUUGUGGACUACAGGAAAAAGAGGACCGAGCACGCCCCCAUUCUCAUCGACAGGGCUGUAGUGGAGCAGGUUGAGAGCUUCGAGUUCCUUGGUGUCCACAUCACCAACAAACUAUCAAGGUCCAAACACACCAAGACAGUCGUGAAGAGGGCAUGACAAAGCCUAGUCCCUCUCAGGAGACUGAAAAGAUUUGGCAUGGGUCCUCAGAUCCUCAGAAAGCUAUACAGCUGCACCAUCGUGAGCUUCCUGACUGGUUGCAUCACUGCCUGGUAUGGCAACUGCUCGGUCUCCAGAGGGUAGUGCGUACGGCCCAGUACAUCACUGGGGCCAAGCUUCCUGCCAUCCAGGACCUCUAUACCAGGCGGUGUCAGAGGAAGGCCCUAAAAAUUGUCAAAGACUCCAGCCACCCUAGUUAUAGACUCUUCUCUCUGCUACCGCACGGCAAGCGGUACCGGAGCGCCAAGUCUAGGUCCAAAAGGCUUCUUAACAGCUUCUACCCCUAAGCCAUAAGACUCCUGAACAGCUAAUCAAAUCGCUACCCAGACUAUUUGCAUUGUCCCCCCCUCUUUUACGCUGCUACUACUCUCUGUUUAUUAUCUAUGCAUAGUCACUUUAACUCUACCUACAUGUACAUAUUACCUCGACUAACCUGUGCCCCCGCACAUUGACUCUGUACCGGUACCCCCAGUAUAUAGCCUCGCUACUGUUAUUUUAUUGCUGCUCUUUAUUUUUUAUUGUAAUUUUUUUGUUAUCCAUUUUUUACUUAACACUUAUUUUUCUUAACUGCAUUGUUGGUUAAGGGCUUGUAAGUAAGCAUUUCACUCUAAGGUCUACACCUGUUGUAUUCGGCGCAUGUGACAAAUAACAUUUGAUUUGAUUUAUGAGGCUUGUUUUGGCCCAAGUUCCUCUCAUACAGGCAUGUCCACAAUUAUGUUGCUUAUUUGUUCAGGUCUGCAAGAUUAAAUAUAUUGUAGUUUACACACACACACACACACACACACCAAGGUGGUAGGUAGCCUAGUGGUUAGAAUGUUGGGCCAGUAACCGAAAGGUUGCUAGUUGGAAUCCCUGAGACAAGGUAAAAAUCUGUCACUGUGCCCUUGUGCAAGGCACUUGACUCUAAUUGCUCCAGGGUUGCCGUUGAUAUUGGCAAACCCUGGCCGAGGGUGUCUCAAGGAGAGUUGGGAUAUGCAAAAAAAUAACAUUUCCAAUUCACACAUGCGUAUUAAUACACACUUGUACAUGUGUGAAAUAGGAGAAAUAUAAGCACCCACCAAAUAAGAAUUAUUAUUACACACUUUGUUGAUUAGGAGCACACAGCUUUAUGCUUUUGCUAUUUGAGUAACUUUGACGUGUUAUUUCUCUCCAUUCUACCACAGCUGUCACAGACCAACUUCUCCAACAACAAUGACUUCCGCUCAUUUCUUCAGUCGCUUUGUGCCACCUUCAAGGAGUUCAAGAUGCAUGAACAGAUUGAGAAUGAGUACAUCAUCGGUCUGUUGCAGCAGCGCAGCUGCAAUGUGUAUAAUGUACACUCCGACAACAAGCUCUCAGAGAUGUUGUCCCUGUUUGAGAAAGGGCUGAGAAGCGUUAAGGUGACUCCACUAAUGAUAUCAGCAGAAGCACUGCCACUAACAUAAUGACAUGUAUGAAAAGGCUCUCAAAUAAUCGCUGUUGCUCUUGGGGCUUUGUGUUGCGUAUCACUGAGUCAUGUCCUUUUUAUGAAAUGGUACACUCUCCCUGUAGUGAUUCAGCCUACAGACUGGCAUGUAAUAUUACUACAACGAAAACAGUCUCUGAAUAGGGAAGGUCUUGCAUUCCUGUUAACUUUUUUAAAACUUUUAUGUUAGUGAAACUGAUGUUUCUAGACGCAACACAUAAUUGAACUAUAUGCCUCAAUUCAUGAAAAGGGAAAUGGUGAGGAAUUCUAUGGUACAUACAUGCAUUUUGAACAGAAAGAAAAUAAUUGAGAGAUCUUUUGAGUUCAUGGCAUUAUGUUGCUUGUAUACAAUUACGAUAUAUAUAUUUGGUGUUAGGAGGUACUUUAUUUGGUAGCAUGUAGGGAGCACCAAGCAGAACAUGCAUUACAUGGACCUGUGGACAUUGUUUAUAGACAGAAAAAUAUGUUUUUAGAGAGGUAGCCUAAUUUAAAAAGCUUUUGGAGAAAUAGAGAUACUGUGCUGGCCAUUUUCGGUUCCAUUUGGAUAAUUGAGGCAGAAUUGUUCCUGUGACCUACAUUGUUUUUUGCUCUAGAUUGCAGGAAACUGCAGUUACAGGUAUUCCUCAGCAGCACCACCUUGUUAAAAUAUCCUGGGUAGAACCUGGUCUGUCUCAAUCACAGUUUGCUAAAACACAAACGAAAAUUCCACUGUUUGGGCAGAAUUUUUCAAUCUCUACUUGGUCUUCAACCAGGAGAGGAAAUAAUGUUUUAAUUAAAGCUCUGAUAAACAAGACUGUAAAAAAUUUUGUAAAUGCUAUUAGAAGGCUUUUUGGUUUAGUCUCUCUGCAGAUUUGUUGAUGAAAGUGGAGGAAAACGUUUCUCAAUUAAAUCGAGGGUAUUUCAAGUUUAGCUUCAAACAUGUUUAUCUUCUUAUCCUACAAGGGAAAGUAUUUGUGUUUUACUGGUCUGUUGACUCUUGUAUGUUUGACAGUAUUGAUUUGGCAGAAGCGGAGGAUUGCUGGCAUUCUUAAGGGGAGUGAAUGACAGUCAGUUGUGUGAUGUGUAAUGUUUGAUAUCUUUGCAGAGUGAGUAUGAGCAGCUCAACUAUGCCCAGCAGCUGAAGGAAAGACUGGAGGCAUUCACACAGGACUUCUUACCCCACAUGAAGGAGGAGGAAGAG
Messenger RNA from Coregonus sp. 'balchen', 6692 nucleotides. NCBI's taxonomy places the organism in Eukaryota, Metazoa, Chordata, Actinopteri, Salmoniformes, Salmonidae. The record is from the annotation of a GenBank genome assembly.